Messenger RNA from Haemonchus placei, 777 nucleotides. The record is from the annotation of a GenBank genome assembly. NCBI's taxonomy places the organism in Eukaryota, Metazoa, Nematoda, Chromadorea, Rhabditida, Trichostrongylidae.
AUGGAAAAAUUCCGAGAGUGGAGGAAUGGGCCAGAUAUGCAUAAUGACCCUACGCCACAAGCUAGGAAUCUUUACUUGGGCAAAUGUUCUGCAGAAGCUAGGUAUAAAUCGAUGCCAACCGUUAUAGCAGCUCCCAGCUGCUUCUGUGGGCCACUGCAGGGCGUGAAUAGAGAGAUUCAAGACUCCCUUCUGAAAGCAGUCAAGCGAUCGCCACCACCCCCUCAGCAUCGUACUAAAAUUCGGCCAGAGCAGCUGGGAAUGAUCAUCAAAGUAGGGAGCACAGAUAGCGACCCAGAGGUCAUACAAGCAGCGGCAUUAGCCUUAAUUCAGUUUAAGGCCCUACUCAGAAUCAGCGAGGCCCAAGCCCUGCGCGUACCAGAUGUCAAAAGCACUCAUAACGAUGUAUGGCACGUUAGCAUCCCAAAAUCCAAGACAGAUCAGCAUGCCAAGGGGACAGUCGUCGCCAUACGCUUUAAUGCCCAAGAGCGCGCUUUAUUGAAUAAGUAUCUUUCGACCCUGGGAAAUGCGACAUUUCUUUUUCAGUCAGGGUCCACGGGGCUCCCACUGGCACUUUCAACCCUAAGGGACGGGCUUAGGCAUAUUUCAAGCAAGGCCAACCUUCAGUGGUUCAAUAUAACAUCGCACUCUUUCAGAGGGGGUGCAGCCACGCAAGCGCUCAGCAUGAUAGCUCAUCAAAUGGAUGUUAUGCAAGCUGGACGUUGGAAGACACUAGGAGGAUUUCAGAAUCGCGUAUACAUAUCGCGCCCAAGUUUUUAA